Molecule: messenger RNA, 1508 nt
Organism: Lotus japonicus
Lineage: Eukaryota; Viridiplantae; Streptophyta; Magnoliopsida; Fabales; Fabaceae
Exons: 7
Coding region: 187-954 (255 amino acids)
Biological process (GO): dolichol-linked oligosaccharide biosynthetic process
Cellular component (GO): UDP-N-acetylglucosamine transferase complex
Source: RefSeq, a predicted model, not a curated record
AAUGUCAUAAAUAAAUACAAAAGCUUAUUCAUUUUCAAUCCUCAUUAGAGGAUGUUAUAGGAAGCGAUGCACUGUGAUGAUCACCGUUUCUUACCGUAACCGCCACGCUCCGACGGAAACCGCUCGCCGGACUCAUCCUCCGAUUUCAAAUCACACCGGAGCUCCUGUAACUGAAAGCUUGAAGCUAUGGAAAGUGACAAUAGCUGCAGCUUCUCUUGUUUAUCUUCAAUUGUUGCCAUUUCAACUGCAAUUUUGGGCAUUUUGGCUGUCACCUUGUUCUUGGUUCGUGUCCUUUAUGUCAUGUAUUGUAGCGGCAAGCCAUUGACCCAAAGAGCUUCAAAACCUGUUACAACCCUUAUCGUUUUAGGAUCAGGCGGUCACACUGCUGAGAUGCUUAAUCUAUUGAAAGCAUUACAGAGAGAAAGGUUUAGUCCAAGAUUCUACGUUGCUGCUGCUACUGAUAAUAUGAGUCUUGAAAAAGCUCAAGAGUUGGAGAUUGGUACAAGCAAAGUAUUCCACAAUGGAAAAGAGCUAAAAAAGAUAAGCAGAACUCAAAGACGACUACAUUUGAAUGGAACAAAUUUUACUGAUAAUGUAUAUUACAUGAAGAUAUCUCGAAGUAGGGAAGUUGGUCAAUCAUAUAUAACGUCGGUUUGGACUACUUUAGUUGCAAUGGUGCAUGCACGGCGGCUGAUGAUUGAAAUUAAACCUCAAGUGAUACUUUGCAAUGGACCUGGAACUUGCAUUCCCCUAUGUGCAAUUGCAUUUAUAUUUAAGGUGCUGGGAAUCAGAUGGUCAUCAGUUUUCUACAUUGAGAGUAUUGCGAGAGUGAGAAGGCUCUCCUUGAGUGGCCUGCUCCUGUACAAGUUGCGGAUCGCUGAUCAACUUUUUGUUCAAUGGCCCCAGCUGCAACGACAAUAUCCGCGAGCUACCUAUGUUGGUCGACUCAUGUAACCGUUGGUUCCUUUGACCUCAUUCAAGAGAAAUUUGUAUUUUGCAGCCCGGAAACCAAACAUUUUGCUCAAUUAUAAGCAACUCAUUCUAUACUAAUAUUGGAGGCAACAAGACAUCUUUUGAAGGCAACAUUCUACCUGUUCGUGAUACUGUUUGGUCUGCAUUUUAUGGUUGUGCUGAUAUCAUGAUAGAUAAUAUGUCAAGUAACCACAAGCCGUUUGAUCACAAAGGCUCUGAUACCAUGGCAAGUAACCAAUUUUCUCAAAAGCUUGGGUAAGGAUCAUAUGAAUGAUUUUAAAUUAUUUUUCUAACAAAAAGCCACUAUAGAGAGACAUGCACAGUACUACAAUAGGGAUGCAUCAUCCCCAACCCAACAUAUAUCUAACUCAAAGAAUAGUGUUUGUCCGCCAAUACUAACUAACAAUUCCGAAACACAGGUUGAGCUAACACCUACCAUUAACAACUUUCCGGUGUAGAUUAUCCUCCCUAUGUAGCUUUCUUGGAAUAUUUGUAAGACCCUGAUAUUUUAUAAAUAUUUUUAAUUUUUGUUUUCA